AUGUUUACGCCUCUCGGCUGUUUUGGGGACAUAAUCUGCCCACGAGGGAAGGAAUGCACCCUGUUGAAAUGCCUUUUCUUGCACUCGAUUGAGACGAAUAACACAGGCGAGCAGCGUCUGAUAUCAGUGGACACAGGACCUCCUCCAAAAAGGCCCAAACUGGAAAGCAGCACUGAUGGCCCAUCUAAUCCUUACAGGGGAUCUGCACUCGAAAUGGGGCGACGUGCGUCGCAGGCACCUGUUUCCAAGCCACCAAGUGGGAACCAGGACGCUCUGAAAGCGCAAAUGAGCAACCAAGCUAAUCCCAAGUCACCAAGUCACGCUGAGUCCUCAAUGUCUUCCGAGAAAGAGCCUAUGAAACUCAGCAAUGCUCCUGCUAAAAUUGCACAACUUCCCACUCGCCAGGCUCCGAAAGAAAGUUUGAAUCCUCGCAUGCUCAAAUCUGCACCAGCAACACAUACUACUCGGACUGCUAUUCUAAAAAAGCUUCACUCUACUAUGACAAUUCAAAAUGAGAAACUGAGCAAGGACAAGGAUGAAUCGAACCGAUGUUUCAUCCUGACUCCCGACGAAGUCAUAACAAUGGCUCUGGAUGAGGAGGAGAUGUAUGCUAGGGAACACCCGGGUGUCUAUGGCAAUGUCAUCAAACUUCGAAUUGUGAAAAUUACGAAAAUGAAGAUUGACGAUUGGGUCAAAGAGGUGAUGGCUCACCUGAAUGGGCGAUACUAUAAGAUCAACCCCAUUGAAAACCCUCGGAUGGGACCCAAACCUGUUAACACAGGCCUCACUCCUGCAGGAGAGAUUGCCAUUGUGUCUCACCUCGUCACACCCCUCGCUGGCCUCGAAGAACAUGGGUAUGUCACAAAAGCUCCAACCAAGGCCGAGAUGGAGUCCGCCCAAAAAGGGGUCGACGAGUCCAAGGGUUGGGAGAAAUGCGACAGAUGCAGCCAACGGUUCCAGGUAUUCCCGGGUCGCCGUGAAGAUGGCACCCUGACCACGGGGGGCCAGUGUAACUAUCAUCCAGGACGACCCGUCCACCCUCCCCGCAAGAAAACAGACCAUGCCACAGGUCCCGCGCAACCUUACUUCCCGUGCUGCAACGAAUCAUUGGGCGCCUCUACUGGCUGCACCAAAGCCGACAUGCAUGUCUUCAAAGUUUCAGAAACCAAGCGACUUGCAUCCAUCCUUCAAUUCAAAACUACCCCACCGCAACCCGACAAAGGUCCCCUGGAGCCCGUCAGCAUUGAUUGUGAGAUGGGUUACACGACUUUGGGUAUGGAGAUGGUUCGUCUCACUGCUGUCAGCUGGCCUGGAGGUCGGGAGCUCCUCGAUGUGUUAGUGCGACCCACGGGCGAGAUCCUGGAUCUUAACACGCGCUUUUCCGGAGUGACACCUCAACACUACGCCUCUGCCAAACCCUAUGAUCCUACGGUUUCUAGUUCAGAACCAACCUCCGCCGAUGAGAAAGGGAAGGCCAGUGCACCUUUGCAGCUCGUGCAGUCACCCGCAGAGGCUCGUGAGUUGCUUUUGAACCUCCUCCAGCCGGAAACGCCUCUCAUCGGCCAUGCCAUCGAUAACGACUUGAAUGUCUGCCGAAUCAUCCAUCCUACAGUUAUUGACACCGUCCUCCUGUAUCCCCACCCAAGGGGGCUUCCCAUCCGCAUCGGCCUCAAGGCCCUUGUGCAGAAACAUCUUGGCCGCGACAUACAGAUGGGAGAUAAUGGGCACGACUCGAAGGAGGAUGCUAUUGCUACGGGCGAUUUGGUGAGACUCAAGCUAGGCGAGAGGAUGAAGGACCUCCAGAGGAAAGGUUGGAAAAUUGAGAACGGCUUACCCGUUCGUCCUAAUGAUCAACACCGCAAGAAAGGCCCUAGCAGGUAG
Molecule: messenger RNA, 1881 nt
Organism: Penicillium soppii
Lineage: Eukaryota; Fungi; Ascomycota; Eurotiomycetes; Eurotiales; Aspergillaceae
Gene: rex3
Product: putative RNA exonuclease Rex3
Exons: 1
Coding region: 1-1881 (626 amino acids)
Cellular component (GO): nucleus
Molecular function (GO): exonuclease activity; nucleic acid binding
Source: RefSeq, a predicted model, not a curated record